This is a messenger RNA of Schistosoma curassoni, 330 nucleotides long. The record is from the annotation of a GenBank genome assembly. Lineage: Eukaryota; Metazoa; Platyhelminthes; Trematoda; Strigeidida; Schistosomatidae.
AUGAGCAACCUACCACGUAAUAAAAUAGAUUUUUAUGGUCAUAUAACCGAUCUUGACGGUGUUCGUGGUGAAUUGAAAACUGUGGCUGCCAUAAAAAAUCGGCCUGAACCAAUUUUACCUGAUGAAGUACGCAGUUUUCUCGGUUUAACGGAUUACUACAGUCGUUUUGCAAAGAACUAUGCAGAAACGGAUUGUCUCCUUAUGUGUUUAACGGAGAAAAAUAUAGAAUCUGAGUGUUCGGAUAUUCGUCACAAACCAUUCGAUGCUCUGAAAGAUACAAUUUACUCAGCACCUGUAUUAAAACUGCCAAACAUCGGCAAAUUCCGGUAA